AUGCACAGAAUGGAGAGAACUCGGUUCUUCCUCAUUUUGCUGUUACACUCUUGUAUGGCUAGCUUAACUGGUGUUGUGGUAGCAGCACAAAGAAACAAUGUCGACACAGACCAGACAGCUCUUCUUGCUCUUAAAGUUCACAUAACAAGUGAUCCUCAGAAGAUCAUGGCUAACUGGUCCAUCGCCACCUCAGUCUGCAACUGGGUUGGCAUUACUUGUGGUGCUCGUCACCUUCGAGUGGUGGCCUUGAAUAUCUCUUACUUUGGUCUCACAAACACCAUUCCUCCAGAGCUAGGAAAUCUGUCAUUUCUCGUUCAACUGGACUUCACCAAUAACAGUUUUCAUGGCACUUUGCCUACGGUGUUGUCUCGCUUGCAUCGAUUGAAGCUGAUAAGUUUUGGAUACAACAACUUUAUUGGCAGUGUACCGAGAGAAAUCGGGAACUUAACGAUGCUGAAGGAGAUAAUCCUUGAAGGUAACAACUUCAAAGGAAUUCCGAACGAUGCACUAACUGGUCCUUUGCCUGUUGCUGUCAAACUAAAGAUAGACCUUCUGAUAUUUCCUUUACUAUAG
Molecule: messenger RNA, 573 nt
Organism: Argentina anserina (silverweed cinquefoil)
Lineage: Eukaryota; Viridiplantae; Streptophyta; Magnoliopsida; Rosales; Rosaceae
Product: LRR receptor-like serine/threonine-protein kinase EFR
Exons: 3
Coding region: 1-573 (190 amino acids)
Molecular function (GO): protein binding
Source: RefSeq, a predicted model, not a curated record